GGGCACGAGGCAGUAGUUAAGCUGCUGCUGUCCACAAACAAGGUGGACGUUGACGCGAAGGACAAAGAGGGGAAGACACCGCUUUGGUGGGCAGCAGGAAAAGGAUACGAGGCGGUAGUCAAGCUGCUCCUAGCCACGGGCAAGGUCGACGUCGACGCGAGGGACAAGUAUGGGGCGCGGACACCGCUCUGGUAUGCAGCAGAGAACGGACACGAGGCGGCCGUCAAGCUGCUACUAGCUACGGGCAAGGUAGACGUUAACGCGAAGGAUGAGGAUUGGGAGCGGACGCCACUUUGGUGGGCAGCAGAGAACGGACACGAGGCGGUAGUUAGGCUGCUACUAGCUACGAAUAAGGUCAACGUCGAUGCGAAGGACCGGGGAGGACGGACGCCGCUCUGGUGGGCAGCAAAGAAUGGACACAAGGCGGUAGUCAAGUUGCUG
Molecule: messenger RNA, 441 nt
Organism: Bipolaris zeicola 26-R-13
Lineage: Eukaryota; Fungi; Ascomycota; Dothideomycetes; Pleosporales; Pleosporaceae
Exons: 1
Biological process (GO): regulation of gene expression
Cellular component (GO): nucleus
Molecular function (GO): protein binding
Source: RefSeq, a predicted model, not a curated record